GGGAAGCUAAAAGGUCAUCAGGAACAGAAUAAAGCAACGAACAAAGGAAUCCACAGCAACGAAGACUUUCCCCAUUGCCUUUAUCUCGAUUAAUAUAGCUCCCAAGAAAGACAAAGCACUCAAACCGGUGAUGGGGUGCUGCUUCCGUGGCUCCACAACUAUGCCAUCCAUGGAAUCCUCCAUACCUCUUAGUGUUGGAGAAUACUCAGCACUCAAACAAGAAGUUCUCAUACAAAUACCAACAUGUAAAGUUUAUCUGAUGGAUGAAGGAGAAGCUCUUGAACUGGCUCAAGGUCAGUUCAUGAUCAUCAAAACCUUGGAAGAGAAUGUGUCUCUGGCUACAAUCAUAAAAGUAGGAGAUGAUCUUCAAUGGCCUUUGACAAAGGAUGAGCCAGUAGUGAAGCUUGAUGCUCUCCAUUACCUGUUUUCUUUGCCUGUGAAAGAUGGUGAGCCUCUCAGCUAUGGUGUGACCUUUUCAGAAGCUAGUUUCGGAAGUUUGAGUUUGCUGGACUCUUUUUUAAAGGACCACUCUUGCUUUUCUGGCUUGAAAUUGAGCAAGAAGAACAAUCUAGAUUGGAGGGAGUUUGCUCCAAAGGUUGAUGAUUACAACCAUUUUCUGGCUAAGGCAAUUGCUGGAGGGACUGGUCAGAUUGUGAAGGGCAUCUUCAUCUGCAGCAAUGCUUACACCAAUAAGGUCCAGAAAGGAGGAGAAACGAUCCUAAAUAGUUCUGCAGGUGAGAAAAAUUGUAUUGUGGCUAGGGAAAGCAUGAGCAACACCACUUCCAGUGCCUCAAAGAAGAACAAGAUCAAUAAAAACCUCAAACGAGUGAGGAAGCUGUCCAAGAUGACAGAAAAGCUAAGUAAAUCUUUGCUUAAUGGUGUUGGUAUAGUUAGUGGGUCACUAAUGGCUCCUGUGGUUAAAUCCCAACAAGGAAGGGCAUUCCUAAAGAUGCUUCCUGGGGAGGUGCUGUUGGCUUCUCUUGAUGCAGUCAACAAGGUUAUCGAUGCAGCUGAAGCUGCUGAAAAACAAACUCUUUCUGCCACCUCCAAAGCUGCAUCAAGCAUGGUAUCUAACAGGUUUGGAGAAAGCGCAGGGGAAGCUACUGAGCAUGUGUUUGCAACUGCAGGACAUGCUGCUAACACUGCUUGGAAUGUCUUUAAGAUACGAAAGGCCUUCACUCCAGCUUCUUCAGCAACCAAUGGAGUCCUGAAAAAUGCUGCCAAGAUUCCAAGUUCUAAAUAUUAAAAUCCAAUCAAGUUGCUUUGUACUUGUUUCUCAAAGGUGUGGUGUGGACACUAUGUUGUGGAGGAAUUAGUACCUGUUUUAAUCACAUCAUACUUUUAUCUUUAAUAUCAUCAAGCUUUCCUUUCC
This is a messenger RNA of Cajanus cajan (pigeon pea), 1372 nucleotides long. RefSeq names its product senescence/dehydration-associated protein At3g51250. Gene Ontology annotation, cellular component: plasma membrane. The record is from RefSeq and is a predicted model, not a curated record. Lineage: Eukaryota; Viridiplantae; Streptophyta; Magnoliopsida; Fabales; Fabaceae.